Messenger RNA from Pygocentrus nattereri (red-bellied piranha), 8501 nucleotides. RefSeq names its product apoptosis-associated tyrosine kinase b (gene lmtkb). Gene Ontology annotation, biological process: brain development; peptidyl-tyrosine autophosphorylation. Bases 812 to 5905 code for a protein of 1697 amino acids. NCBI's taxonomy places the organism in Eukaryota, Metazoa, Chordata, Actinopteri, Characiformes, Serrasalmidae. The record is from RefSeq and is a predicted model, not a curated record. Gene Ontology annotation, molecular function: protein tyrosine kinase activity; ATP binding. The transcript is spliced from 14 exons.
AACGUGCUCUCCAUGGUGCAAACACAAACACCUUAACAAGAUGGAUGGAGUAUGAUGUGUCAUUAUGCACUAAUUUAAUCUUUAAUCACGUAUUGUGGGAUGUUUAUCUGUUUAGCAUGUGUUCAUAAAGAAAAUACUUUUUAUUUAUAGUGUGUAAAAUAAAAAAAAAUGAAAGAAGCCACUCUGCUCUGUGUGUGUGUGUGUGUGUGUGUGUGUGUGUGUGUGUGUGUGUGUGUGUGUGUGUGUGUAUGGAAUAAUGAAAUAUGAGCCACAUGCCCAAGUUAAGCCCAUCUUCUGGUGCAUCUCCCCUCCCCCAACAGAUUCCAGUGCAGAAUUCACUCUGGAGGAGUAAAGCGAGCAAAGAUGGCGCUCCGUUUCAGCACUGGACAGCUCCCCAUAGACUUACACUGAAAGCCGUCAAGGCGAGGUCUGAUUACAAACAGCGCGGUGUGGACUGUUGACGUUUUGACACGGCAAGUGUUCCUUGUGUCCGGCAUUGGACGGAAAUGGUCCAUGGUCCUCGCUUCAUGCGGCGAAUAAAGAGGACAACACACUCAGCUGCGCGAAGCUCCGCCAACGGGAAUGAAUGGAGAGAUAUGAGAGGAAAAAUGCAACGGCUGGCGCUGGCAAACGUUAACAUGACGGACUGAUGGUGGGAUUAUCCGGUCACAUCUGCUUCGUCGUCUGUUUUCAAACCUCCGAAAAAUGAGCGAAUAGCACGUUACCCUGGUCUGCGCGAAGUUAUCCUCCGAGCGUCGCUGAUACGAUUUUAUUUCAUGCAAAACCCACCCGGAUCUUCAGGUUCGAGAGGAUGCCCUCCACUCUAGCGCUGCUCAUCAUGUCUGCGUCGUAUUUCAACCCCAGCUUUGCGCUGAGCUCACAUUUUGAUUCGGAUGGCGCCCCUCUGAGUGAGCUCUCCUGGUCGUCCUCUUUAGCAGUGGUGGCUGUGUCUUUCUCUGGCCUCUUCACCUUUAUCUUCCUCAUGCUGGCCUGCCUGUGCUGCAAGAAGGGCGAGAUUGGAUUUAAGGAGUUUGAGAAUGCGGAGGGUGAUGAAUAUCAGGCGGACAUGUCCACUCUGGCCUCGCCAGCCUCCGCUAACGGCCCUGACGUCUAUGUCCUUCCUCUUAGCGAAGUCUCACUGCCUGUCGCCAAGCAACCCGGCCGUUCAGUCCAACUGAAGUCAACAGAUGCGACUCGUCACAGUUUGCUCUACAUUAAGGAGAUUGGGCACGGAUGGUUCGGCAAGGUGUUGUUGGGGGAGGUGAACUCUGGCCUCAGCAGUACUCAGGUGGUGGUGAAGGAGUUGAAGACGAGCGCCAGCAUGCAGGACCAGAUGCACUUUUUGGAGGAAGCACGGCCUUAUCGGUCCCUGCAGCACCCAGCUCUAGUGCAGUGUUUGGCUCAGUGCACAGAAGUCACCCCCUACCUGCUGAUCAUGGAGCUCUGUCCUCUGGGCGAUGUGAAAGGUUAUCUGCGCAGCUGCAGGGCAUCAGACUCUUUGACCCCUGACCCUUUGCUCCUUCAGCGAAUGGCUUGCCAGAUAGCCUCUGGCCUUCUGCAUCUCCACAAACAUGAUUACACCCACAGUGAUCUGGCUUUGAGGAACUGCCUUCUGACAUCAGACGUGACCGUCAAAAUUGGAGACUAUGGGCUGUCACACAGCAAGUAUAAGGACGACUAUUUUGUGACUUCGGAUCAGUCCUGGGUGCCGUUACGCUGGAUUGCUCCUGAGCUGGUGGAUGAAGUCCAUGGCAACCUGCUGGUGGUGGACCAGACCAAACAAAGCAAUAUCUGGUCUCUUGGGGUAACAAUCUGGGAGCUGUUUGAGUUGGGGAACCAGCCUUAUCGCCACUACUCAGAUAGACAGGUCCUCAGCUAUGCUGUGAAGGAACAACAGCUGAAACUGCCAAAGCCAUUGCUUCAGUUCCCUCUUGCUGACCGUUGGUAUGAAGUGAUGCAGUUCUGCUGGCUUCAACCAGACCAGAGGCCAAAUGCUGAGGAAGUUCAACUCCUGCUCAGUUACCUUUGUGCUAAAGGUGCCAGUGAAGCAGAGGAAGACUUUGAGAGACGCUGGAACUCCAUGAGACCCAACAUAAAUCAUGGCACCCUGCAUGGGGCUGGUCCCCUGACCCUGGAGAUGCCUCAGUCCUCCAUGACCUCCUCCUCCUUCCCCCUACUGGAACAAUUCUCUGCUGGUGAUGGCUACCAAUCAGAGUCAGGAGAUGACAUUCUAACUGUUACUGAGACCAGUCAUGGUCUGAACUUUGAGUACAAAUGGGAGCAAGCAAGAGCAAAGCAGCCUUACCACUCCUCAUCCACCACUGGAACAUUAGGUCAAGGGAAUCCACAUUGCCAGGAUAUCUACUACCCUCCAGGAGUAGGUGGAUGUGGGAUUGAUGUACUCACGUUGGGGGUCUCUCCUCAGUACUUUGAGCCUAAGCAGUUACAUACCCCAAGUGUGGUACCAGUCCUCAGUGCUCAUAGUCCAUCAGUUAGUAGUGAGUACUAUAUUCGUAUUGAAGAGAAUUCAAAUGUCAGUAGAAUGCCAGUAGAAUGCAACAUUGACUUGGAUUACACAAUUUGUGCAUACAGCCCUGAGUUUGGUGGCAGCAAUGGCAGCUUUCUCACAGGUAGUGGAGACUCAGGGGAAUGUAUGAACUUUCCUUCUGAAGGCAAGCCAAUUGAGUCAUACUGGUCAGCGGACAUCCACAAAAGCAAUGCCUAUGAUUCAGACAGCAGUCCAGCGAUGUCCCUAACCAUGGAGCCACUUCUUGGUCAGAUAUCUGAUGCCAGCCCACUAAGGCCUUGGGAAUCAGGUCAUUAUGUAUCAUACAAAGACAGGGAUGGAGGCUAUUAUUAUGAACAGUCACCUCCACUCGGUAUAGACCACUAUCUAAUUGGAGACCUUUCAGAACCCCCACGUGAGAGCUGGGGGUCGCGGAACCUGAGACAGGCUCUUGGUGAACUGGAGGAGCCCUUGGGGAUCUCCCCUUCUCUUGGCAGUCCCCCACAAGUCUAUGGUGAUCAAUACCUUGAGAGCAGCCAAGGAUCAGUAAUAGGGAAAAAUGUAACUGGGGGAUACUAUGACAUGAUGGGUUCCUUGAGGAAGACUAUGCCAGGAAACCACUCAGUUUGUAUUGACAUUGAGUCAGGUGGAGCGGUGUUUGUGGGGCGAGAGGACAGUGACUCAGAAGAAGAGGAUGACCUGUUCAUUGAAAGGCAAGCAAUGGGCUGGCCCAGCAACCACUCAAAAAAUACUCUGAGCUUGUGUCGGAGACAAAGUUCAUCCAGGCAAGAUGCCUAUGCGGACUUUCACUACACUAUGCCAAUGACUGAUGUUGAGGAUGCAUGGCCAGAGGAGCAUAGUCUCCCAUAUCGUUCUGCCAAACCAAUUAAUUACCUAGAAGCUACAGUAAAAAGCAACACCUGCCCUGUGCAUGGCAGGCAUGCAUCAGCAUCCUCAGCUGAUUGCAGUUCCUACAUUCAUCUGUGUCAUGAACCUAGAGAAGCAGAGGUUUAUCCUGUGCCGUGUUGUCAGGCUUUGAGCAACUCUCACUUUGUGGAUCCGCUCACAGGGUCAUUGGUAAGAAACUGCUUCAUGAAUGAUGUCUCAGAAAAAAACCCAGGCUUAUCCACCGGAAACCAGCAGUUAAGCCAAUCUGUUUUACCUAUUGGGCAUGUAACUUCCAAACCUGAGCCAACAAAGAACAAUGUAAAACAGACUGAGCAUUCAGAAUAUGUGGACAUUGUAAUCAGAGAAGGAAUGCUUAAACAAGAAAGCAGCGUACAGGAAGAUACAGGUCAAAUGAACUUCAAAACAGAGGUUACAACCACAUCUCAACCAUCAGAGAAACCGAUUCAUGAGCUUACCUCCACAGAACCUGAAUCAGAAGGCAGCAGGACAGGAGACAGCGGUGUGGACCGCGGACACUCCAGCAUCAGCCUGGUGGAGAUUGAUGACUGCAGUGAUGAGGACAUCACUGAUGUCACCUCAGGGAUUUUUGGUGACUACACAGUAGAUUAUGUGGAGACAGCUGACUAUGCUACCCAGACAUUCAAAUCAUUGCAGAAGCAGGUGGGCACACCUGACUCAAUGGAUUCCAUUGACAUACCAUCCACUGCAGGCUCCAGUGAAACUCUUAGCCCAACCUCACUCCAUCCUUCAAGUUCACCUAGAGCUAUGGACAGUGGUUAUGACACAGAAAACAACGAGUCUCCUGAGUUUGUCUUGAAAGAGCCCCAUGAACCACAAGACACAAAAGCUUUCAUUCAGCCAUUGAUGUCAAUCUCUGACCCAUGCCCACUUAUAGUGAUGAAAGACGAUGAUGAGAUGGGGAAAGAUGGGGAAAUACUUGAUCCACAACAAGAAGAUGCAGAGGUAGCAGUUACCUUGCCAACAUCGCAAAGCACUGAUGAAGGGCUGACUGCACUAAGUGAGAAAACCCCAUACAGAGAUUCAGCCUACUUUUCUGACAAUGAUGUGGGAAAAGAGAAAGAAAGUGAAGAAGACAGUGAAAAAGACACUGAUGACCUUGAGAGACAGGAGGAGGAAGCAGUGGAAAUGAUAGAAAAAGAGGGACUAUUACCAAAACAGAUGUUUGAAGAAAACAAAGAAAAGGCACACAUUGUAGAGACCAUAGAAAACAGUGAAAAGAUCAGCAGCAAUAUUGAGGAAAGUCUGCUUUUAGAAACAGAUGAAAGAAUCUCCCUUAGAACACCUGAACUCCCUGUUAUCUCUCCCUCUUCUCAUGAGAUAGCUGAAUGCCCAAAAAAUGAUCAGGAUGAAGGUCUUGAGAUAGAUUCAGAUCACGUUCAAGAAGUGUUGCCAUUUGACAGUCAGUCUUCAGAUUUAACUGCCUUGCCAGGUGCAGUUACCAAGUUGGAAAACAGUGAAAUCAAGGAGACAGACCCCAUCCUUGCUGUUGAACCAUCACCCACUGAGAGCAUCACAGCCGAUGAUAAUGUUAAGACUACUCUUGACAUCAGUACAGAUGAGCCUCAGAAGAAAAAAGAGGUUACUGAAGAAGUAACAUCUACCACAUCUUCUGAGGUACUAGCACCCCAGGAAAACAGUGAUAGUGUAGCUAGCACAGAAAAGAGCCUUUUAACUGAUGCUUUGGCAGAUAAGCCUGAAACUCCAGAGAGUAAUACUAAGGAUGGAUUGCAGUGCUACAAGAGCUCCACUCGCCCAUUGUCUCCUCCGCCUCUCCCACCGCUCGAGAGUAGAUUGUCCCCAGCAGAUGGAGAAGAGGCUGAUGAGGAAGAUGGGGAUUCAGAGGACAGUGAUGAAUCAGAUGAGGAGUUGCGUACCUAUAGCAUCCAGGAGCAGAGUGAGGACAGUGAGGAUGAGGCCCUGCAAGUGCCCAUAAUUGUGAGUGACUGCAGUGAUGCACAUAAACUCAGAAGCCUCCUCAAGAUGCCCAGUCUACUCACCGACUCCCUCUGUGAUGAGCUAGACUCCAAGAAGAAGGUGGUGUCCUUCUUUGAUGAUGUUACUGUCUACUUGUUUGACCAAGAAAGCCCGACUAAAGAGCUAGCUGAACAUGGUUUCCCUUUAGGAGAAGGGAAAAGCAUGCAUGGUGCAAAGGGAACAGUACCAAACCAACAGGAAAAAGUCAACGCCUCUGAUGAUUCCUCAGAUGGAAACAUUUCAGAAGAGAGUAUAGGCUUUGAGUGGGAGGAUGAUUUCCCUUUGUUGCCGCUCCCAACCUCUUCAAAGGGAUCACCUCCAGACGUCAAGGCUAAGCCAAGCCUGCCCUCCAGGGCCACAAGCAGCAAACCUGUGGCACAGUUCUCCCGUUUCACCGUCUCACCCUCCACAGUCUCACGUUUCUCCAUCACUCAUGUUUCUGACUCAGAUAUGGAUUCUGCAGGAGGGAGCAGUGAGGAUGGAGACCGAGAGUGAGAACUGCACACCACUGCCAUCUAUUGGGAGCACUCUGCACAUACAUCUUUUUCUCCAGACCUUUUGGUCUUUGCAGUGAAAGUGAAGCUCUUUCAGAGAAUCUUUUGGAUCCCAUCAAAAAACAGUGCCUAUUAUUGUCAGCAAAUACUUACAUAAUGGUCUUUAAUAUGAGGCCCUAAAGAAACAAAAAAAAAUAGUGGCCAUAUGCUUCUUAAAAACAAUAUUAGAAGUAGUCUAAACAUGAAUAUCUUAUUUGUUGAACUCUUACGUAUUUUAAACUAGUGACAGUUUUGAAGGGACUAUAUGUACUGUGAGGACACAGGAUUCUCCUGAAACUGUUUGCAAAGGACAUCAGGUAUGGAUAUAACCCUAACGUCCAGGCUACAAUCAACAUUUUAUCAAAAAAGAAAAAACAGACAAAAAAAAACAAGAAAAAAAAAACUUGCAACCAGUCACAAAGCCAAAUCCCAAAACGUCUCCAUUUUUUCAGGACAAUGUGAGAUGACAUGGACUUUGGCUGUGAAGUAAUGUUGGAAUACUAUUUAAGAUGUUAAAAGAUGAUGAAGUGUUGGGAAAUAACUCAAGGUACUGUUUGAAUUCAUUUGGAAAUAUAUUUGGGGGAAAGAGAAACACACAGCUGCCUUGAGUCAGCCAUCUACCUGAAAGUAGCAGAUCAUACAGGGUGAUGCAACAUCAAGAAACUCUGACCAGCUCAAUUUUUGUUGACCGUGAAAAGAUCUCUGAUGAAAUUUAUAUCAUCCACAUUAUCAGUAUUUAUUUACUUUAUUUCUUUGGAAAUUUUUUGCCUGGUCACUAAAUUCUGUGAAUUACAUUUUCGGUAUUUCCGUAUCGUUUUAUUUCAAGUCACUGUUGAUAUUGGGCAAAAAGCCAGUGAGUCAUUUUUUAUUGCCUACCCUGCCUUGUACAAGCUAUGAAACUCUCUUAUAAAGAAACCAUCUUUACAGUUACCCAUAGCAUGACCUCUUAUUUAGGACUCUAGAAUUAGAAUUAAUCUUAUUUUGACUCUAGAAUUAGUGCGCUGUUGAAUGCAAAAGUAAGUUACUUUGGUCAAAUCCAUCCUGCUUUUCUGGCUUCUUGGAAAAUAUAAAAAUAUUGGAUACAACAAGUGUUUUAUGAUGAGCAUGUAUACCAAUGAUGCUGUACAUGUUUGCUACCUUAUGAUGAUCAGAGCUGGGAUCUCUCAUGAUUAGUGUUCAUAAUUGUUGUCUUAAAGUAUUUUUAAUUUAAUACAUAAUGCAUUUUCAAAAAAAUUACAAAGAAAGAUAGUGGUACUCAUUGCAAGGAAAUUGGAUUGUGGCAGCUUUUUAUUUUGAGAGCCCCCAGUAGACUAUCGACAGAUGCUUUAAUAAUUAUCAAUCUAUAUGGUGAAACUCAGCUGAUUAUCAACAGAGUUAGGCUUAGGUCUAGAAUUAGGUUCCGAUUUUGGGGGCUUAGGUUAAGGAUAUGGCCUCACUUUAUAUGGAUAGUCCACUAUGGCCCCCUAUAGAUUGUCUACAGAUGUUCAAAUUGUUACACAAUCUGUUCAUUCUAAACAGUGGUGGGAUUAGAGAUAGGAUUUGGACCAGAGUUAGGGGAAUCAAUGUAAGGGUUGGGUUUAGGUUUUUGGUUGAGGUUAAGGUUAGGGUUAGGAUUAGCAACAGGUUUGGAGUUAAAGACAAUUACGGUCAAUUUUGCAGAUUUUUCAUUGAUUGUAACUAAAAAGUAAAUUGAGUAUCUACAAAGCAUCAAAAGUGGACUAUCCAAAUAAAGUGUUAGGUUUAGGGUUAGUUUAAAAAGAAAAGCUAUCAUAUUCAACUGAAAGUUUAUUGGCAUUUAAUAGACAUUUAGUUCAGUAUAUGUUCAGGAUGAAGGGAGCAUCAAACAAAGCACCUACACUGGCCUCUCAAAACAAAAUAUUACCUUUAUUGUUGAUGUUAUUCAUAUGAACAUGACAGAAGCUACUGAAUACAGUGAAUACUGAAUAUUGCACUUAUUCUUCACCUUUUGAUUUGUGGCAUUAUUGUCCAAUAUGAAAUUCAUUCUCUGAUAAGCUUGGCUGAGGAAACAAUAACCUCCUCUCUCAGAAAGAAGCUGCUUGAUGCUACGAUUAUAGACUAUGUACAUUAAUUCUAAGUGUUCUGCACACUUAUGUGCUUUGGGGAAAAAAACAAAAUCUUUAUGCUACACUUAAUAUGUUCAAUGUUUGUUUGCCUCUUAUGGCAUCUAUUCGUAAUAGGUUAGCCUAGAUUGAGCUAGAUGGCAAUCUGUACUAUUUUUGUAUUUUACGAAAAAAUUUUAAACUACUGAUGAAAAAGAGUAUGAAGGUUGUGCUGGAUAUACUGUAAGAGUUUAUCUUCAUGUAUCUGCUGCCAAAGAGGUGUUCUUUUAAUGUGGCGUGCAGGCUUGUUGAUGAAGAGGGUGCUUGAGGCUCUUGUAUUUGAGUGCAGUGAGCAGAGACAUGGUUAAGUGAUGAACUAGAGCUCCACCUAGAGAAAAGCAGGGAGAUAUGUGAAGGUCCUCAUAAAAAUCUGUUCCUCUUGUGUGUCACAAGAUCAGUGACUGUACACAAAGAAAAAUAAACUCAUUGUUUGACGUC